AUGAUUAACAAGAUAUUGUAAUGUAUAUGUAUUGUUUUAGGUCUAAUUCCUAUAUUGUAUAAAUAGUACUAUACAGAUUUAAAAUAGUACAAAAAUAUAAAUAUUUUACUAAGAUUAAUUACUAUAAUAUACUGCUGAUCAAUUUUCUAAAUUGAAUUGAAAAUGAAUUUAGCGCAAAAUACCGAAACAAGAUCAAAACCUGCGAAAUCAGGAAUCUUUGGAGUUAUGUUCUACAAAAAGCUGAAAAUGUCACUGAAACAUAGGCCUGAAAUUAUAAAACUUAUUAUGAAAAUGAGACAAUGCAUAAUCAAGAGAAAUAAAGAAAUUAAAAAGUUAAGACUACAGCUGAAGGAGUAUGAUUAUAAUAAAAGUCUCUCAAAGACUAAACAUUCUCACACACAAACUGAUGAAGACAAUAUUUUUAAGCAUAAAGACACUAACAGGUUGACACAUAAAAAUAAAACAAACAAAUCUGAUAAUGAAAGUCAAGCCAAAGAUUUAGGUUGGGCAGUAGAUGCGAAAGAAGGCACCAAAAGUAUUGCAGACCAAGUAAUGGAGGUAGCCCAGAGUGUUGUACAGGAAUCUGGCAUGGUCUAUGUUGAAUCAGCUGGAAUGUAUUAUGAUUAUAAAACUGGAUACUAUUACAAUCCUGAACUCAAACUAUAUUAUCACACAGACACUGGUUGUUAUUAUACCUACUUGGAUGAUAACAAGACAUUUGUAUUUCACUCAUAUCCAGACAGAAGUUCAGUAAAUGCCCCAUUAGAGGCACACAUGAAGAAAAAAGCAAAGAAACAAAAAAAGAUCACGAAAUCGGAUGACAUAGAAAACCUGACGACAAAUCUAUCUCAGGAUGAAGAGCCAAAAGCUAAACGCAAGAAGAGAAACAAGAAGAGUGAAAAGAAGAAGCUUGAAAAGGAGAUUACUGAUGAUACAGAAGAUGUAAAAGAAGCUAAUGAGAAUGUUCCUGAUGAUACAUCAGACUUGGAAGAUGGUGAAUGUAGUAUUACAAGUGAAUCCGGUGAUGACGACAAUGAUGAUAAUGAGGAUGGGGCAAGCACCUCAACAGCUAGUGAUGAUGAAUCGGUGUCCAAACACCAUCCGCCGUGUAUGCGCAUGAUAGUUCGAGAAACAAGUCUUCCUAAACUGAAAGUUGGAAGCCUUUUUCUCAUAACCAAAGAUGGAGGAACUAUCGGAAGGGAGGGUGAUCAUCAUUCAAUACUUUUAAAAGAUCAAAAUGUUUCUAGGAAUCAUCUGGAGAUACAGUAUAACACUGAAAGGAGAGGAUAUUUUGCAGUGGACUUUGGAUCUAAAAAUGGAACAUUAUUGAAUGGUCUUCGAAUGUCACCUAGCCAAGAAGCAAGUACACCUACCGAGAUUGUCCAUGGUAGUAUGCUGCAACUUGGAGAAACCAAACUUUUGUGUCACAUUCACCCUGGUACUGACACCUGUGGCCAUUGUGAACCCGGACUUAUCAUGGAGACCCAAGAGAAAGAAAAGAAAGUGGCGUAUACUCGAACAUGUAGCGUACAAAUCCAACACCAACUUGAGUUGGCGCGAUUAAAGAACAAGUACGCGCCCAAGCUGCCCGCGAUAGACCAGGUGGCGUACAACGAUAGAGCCCAGGCGAGAAGGGAGAAGGUCGGGUCUUCGCAUUCUUCUGAGAAGACCCAAAGUGCUGAUGUCAAUACGUACAUAGAACCAGAGAAUAAGGGAUUCAAGUUGCUGGAGAAGAUGGGUUGGUCGAAGGGCGAAGGGCUUGGCAAAGAUAAACAGGGUGACGUAGAUCCGAUACCUCUUGUAAGCAACGAAGGUAAGUCUGGUCUGGGCGCUCCACCGGGGCCUGAAUUGCCAAAGGGUAGGCUCGGGCCUGCCACGCUGAAGUUAGCAGCACGCACCAAGAUGCUGCAUCCACCAGCUAAGGCCUUCCAAGCCGAGCCUGAAGAUGACUCCGAGUGAAACAGUCAUGAAUUAUAGUAGUUAAAAUUUAGUUAGUUUUAAUAUUGUUUGCAAAGUUAAUAAAAACAUGUAUAAUUUUACAAUUUUUUAUAAUAUACUAGCACUUAACUUGGUCUACUGGCUUAAUGCCUAAUUGUGGCUCAUUUUUAUAGUAGAAUAAGAGUAUAUAAUUUGAAUUUGAUAAUAACGUUCGCGGAGUUGCAAACAAUCUGUUAUCAUAGUUUCAACGCGAUUGGAAAUACGGUAUGGCAGCUCUUAAGCUAAAUAUUAUGGAUACGCCUACUUUUCGCAAAUAAAUUGGCACAUAUUCCUGGGCUCAAUAUAACGAGUAUAAUUAGUAAGAGCCGAUAUAAGUAUUAUAAAUGCAACUAGCAAGUCAACUCGGUCACAAUACGGAAAACGAAGAGGAGCGAUAUGAAAGAGAGUUGUCCUGCGGUCUGUGGUCGUACCGGUUCGCUCGGAUGCGUACCGGUACUUGUAUUUAGGCGUCUCACGUAUAUGAAAUCUGUUGCACGUGAUUUGUGUUUUCAUUCCACAACUUUUUUCUACUUAGUGUAUUUUUUAUUAAAUUAGUACUUACCUUUUACUUUAAAUAUGCGUACCACCAAAUUUUUGUGACAGCCUUUGCAUAGUUUUAGGUAGUUAGCUGCCUAACAAAAGAGUUGACCAACCUUUUAUACUAUUUUAUUACACACUUUAUGUAAACACGUUUGAGCUCAAUAACUCUUACGGCUAAUCUAACCAACCGUUGUAUUGAAAGGACAUGGGCUGGAUCCACGACAUGCUGGAUGUGACUUUUACUAUAGAAUAGAGAGAGAAUAACUUCAUUUGAUGGCGAUAAAAAAAUGUGUUAAUCAUGUUUUAUGUAUCCUUAAAAAAAUUGUGUUCGUCAAUGUUAACUGAAACGCUUAAAUGACGCUCAAAUCGCAUUUUUCUUCUUCUUCGUAUGGAAUUGUUUAAUGUAUAAUUAUUAAAUGAAAUCAAAUUUAAUUUAAAGAAAACCUUAUG
Messenger RNA from Leptidea sinapis, 2967 nucleotides. Its product is annotated as angiogenic factor with G patch and FHA domains 1. Lineage: Eukaryota; Metazoa; Arthropoda; Insecta; Lepidoptera; Pieridae. The record is from RefSeq and is a predicted model, not a curated record. The coding region runs from base 163 to 1959 and encodes 598 amino acids. The transcript has 11 exons. Gene Ontology annotation, molecular function: nucleic acid binding; protein binding.